This is a messenger RNA of Physcomitrium patens, 1270 nucleotides long. RefSeq lists its product as uncharacterized. Gene Ontology annotation, biological process: negative regulation of protein kinase activity. Gene Ontology annotation, cellular component: nucleolus. NCBI's taxonomy places the organism in Eukaryota, Viridiplantae, Streptophyta, Bryopsida, Funariales, Funariaceae. Gene Ontology annotation, molecular function: protein kinase inhibitor activity; double-stranded RNA binding; protein kinase binding. The record is from RefSeq and is a predicted model, not a curated record.
CGCUUUGGCUCGGUAGUGGGACGCACACUGUUUCGGAGAAUGGAGCUUGCACUUCAUGGUGCGGUGUGCAGAAUUUGAUGAUUUGCGUGAUCAACGGACUGUUUAUUUGGCAGCAGUGCCUGUGACUUCUUGUGAAACCUUGUCUGGAGCUUGGUGCCACUUCGAAGGCCCUUUUCAUCGCGGUGGCUUGAAGCCGGCAGGGAGGAGGUGGCGAGGUUGUGGAGGCGAUGCCAAGGUACACGACGUCGCAGACGUACACCGAUGGAAAUACGCAGGUUGUCGCACUCCCGGAGGCCGAAGGAGGCAGUGCAGGGGUAGGCAACGGGUUAGGGCCUUUAAUAGUAACAUCAGGAGCUGGCGCUGGGAAUGGGGCAAUUGUUGAGUACAAAGGUGGAGAGGGGGCAAUCAAGCCGCUGGACGAUGAGGAUUUGGAGGUUAAGCUGCGGCGUAUUAGUGAACAAGUGCCGGUGCGCGUUAGUAACACCUCUGGAAGUUCUGCCGGAUCCGGGUCCGGCGAUUUUCACCAGUAUCGUCAAAUGCGGAGGAGAGAGCAAGAUCGUUUAGCGCGUAUGGAAAUCGAUUAUCAGCAGAGAACUGCAGAGCGUGAGUUUCUUCAGCGGCGAGAGGAACGUCUACUUGCUGCUGAGGAACGUACUGCAAAGAAGCGGGCUCUUCGUCAGAAGAAAAAGGAAAAGCAGAAGCUGAAGAAAUCCAGGCUUGGUCCAUUGCCUCAAGAGGGCAAUAAUGGAACUCAACCUAACUUUCAAGCUGCAGUAAUCAGUCAGUCAAAAAACGACGAAGACAAGUCAGGCAGAAGCGGCGAUUCAGAGGAAGAAGAUCUGAGUAAAGAGCAGGAAAGAUUAGGAGCACCACGGACACAACAUGUAUCUGGAAGCACUGCAUGAGCGGGUCCCUAUGUUUUCUUUUUUUUAAUUAACUUUGACUGCUUUCAUUCUGUAAAAAUACUAGAGGAUCUUAUGAAGAGACAUUAAAGCGUAAGCCAUUUCUAUCCAGAGGCUUUUCAUUGAUGCCAUUGGUUUUGAGUCUUAUCAGUUUUUGAUGGAAAGGUGAAACCAACGGAUGAGCAGGUUUUGUUGACCGAGCGCACUUGCGAUGCUAAUGUAGCCAUCUAGAUUAUCAUAGAACUAGUGGUGGUGCUCCUGAACUUGAAAUUGUUGUGUCAUAAACUUCCAUUUUUUUAUUUUUUAUUUUUUAUUUUUUAAAAAAUUUGAUUUGAUUUCUUUCAAUACAUGAAAAGUUGUAGGUUUUA